Molecule: messenger RNA, 2233 nt
Organism: Micropterus dolomieu (smallmouth bass)
Lineage: Eukaryota; Metazoa; Chordata; Actinopteri; Centrarchiformes; Centrarchidae
Exons: 4
Coding region: 679-1704 (341 amino acids)
Source: RefSeq, a predicted model, not a curated record
UCGACAACCCACUGCCUGAGCAGAUCUCUGCUGAGAUGCAGCAAAGAUUGGCUGAGCAGAGUAAAAAAAUGUUUAACAAACCACCCAGGCGUCUGUUCCUGGAGAGUCCUGUUCAAAAUUGGUCCUCAGCAGAGAUGCACCAGGAUCAGCCCGUUAAAAAGACAAACAGAGAGCAGCAUCAGGGAGUACUGAGGUCCCCCAAGAAGGAGUCAUGGUCAGAAGUGGAGGAACGGCCCUCUGCACUCCUGGCCCCUGACAUGGACCCUGACCACUGUCCAACCCCUGAGCAGCGAGAGGCCAAACUUCAGCGUGUGGAACGAAUACGGGAGAGAGUCAUAAGAAGUCAGAGAGAGUGCUACUACACACAAGCAACUACCAAUCAGUGGGGAGGGGCAGGAAGUUCAACAGGUGCCCCCUGACACAGCAAAAAAACAAAGGUUGCAAUCAGACCAUGAAUCUUAUGACGGCUAUGGAAGCUCUGGGGAUAACAUCAGAAGCCCUGCUGAACUUCAGCGUUCUAGUGGAACAUCUCAGGAUGAAGAUGAAGGUGGCCAUGUGAAAAAAUCCAAAAGCCAAGUCAAAUUUGGGAACAAAACACAACACAAAGAUCACAGUGUACGAACAGGGGUUGCCAAAACUAAAAUCAAACGUCCGGCUUCGCCCUAUCAUAUCUCAUCUAUGACUGUCUACCAGAAAGAUGGAGGCAAGGGAUUUACAAGUUGCAAGGAUGGAGAGCAGCGAAAGCUUGAAGAACCUUUGGCUGAUGAUGAUGAUGAUGAUGAUGAUGAUGAUGAAAGUGAUUUUUCAUCCUCCAAUAUGAGAGCCAAGUGGUUCCUCUCCACCAACCAGUGGCAGGGGUUCAUACCUUUGCAGAUCCCUGGCAUAGACUCAUUGUGCCGUGAAGAGGUAUCAGACAUCGAGAACCAACCAGCAUGCACCGACGACGUGACUGAUUCAAAUGAAAUGUCAUCCACAGUGAGUGAAAGCUUAGAGAAAAUGAAAGAGAACCAUUCACUCUUCUAUAAGAUUGCAUGUGACAUUAGUAUUUCAGACACAGAUAUAACAAAGAAUGAUGGGAAUUCAAAUGCCCAAAUGUCAUCCAGGCCAGAAGAAGAAGAAGAGCUGCUGAUCACCGAAUCUGUGCAGGGUGACACGACCCAUAAUGUUGGGAGAUCCUCUAAGCAAGACAGCAAGGAUUCCAGCCUACGUUUGCCAUCAGAUGUUAAUGAGAAUAGUUUACCAAUUGAUGACAAACUUCAAGAUUCAACACUAGAAACCCAGGACAAAGCUGCGUUCAAUACUUCGGCCAGUCCAGCAAAAGAGCCCUGUGUUUAUGCAGAGAUCCUUCAAAAAGAAUGUGUAAACACCUCAAGACAAGAAAGCCUGUUGAAGGUUAGAGAAUCCAUCCACGGCGCUCCUGUUCAGGACAUUGAUUCUGAUCAGGCCCAAGAUGAGUAUGCAAAGACAAGAGAAGAGCAGAGUGGAGAGAAAGAGUUAGAAGACAGGAAGGUGGAGACAAGAGAAGAAAGAUCUGAAGAGCAGAAGAAACAUAGUAGUUUGAGUGAGGUGAACAAGGAGCCAGUCCAAGAACGAGGCAACAACCACUGUAUCGCUCCAUCCAGCUCUGCGUAUGAAGGCGGACGUGUGAUCCAGAGUGCCUCUUUCAGGAAGGCACGAGUUACAGUAUUAAGGACAAGUUUGUAGAGGUAAUAACGGUGACAGCUUAAGGAGCUUAAAUGAGCGAACUUUGGAAGGACAAGAACAUAGUUAAGUGAUUUAUGGUAAAAAGAAAAUGCCUGAGGAGGAGGACGUUAAGUGAUUGGAGGUAUUUGGACCUAACUUUGGAUUACAAAUGGUAAAAUGGGAACAUACGAUAUAAGAAAUAAUCAUAAUGUUUGAUAACUUGAACAUUUCCAUUAUUCAUAGAAUGUGGUUUGAAAUGCAGAUUAAACAGAAGGUCUUAGGAAUAUUUCAUGAAAACAAAAACUAUGUAAGCAAAUAUAGUGUAGUGUUGUUUUGCAGUUGAUGGUAAACACCAAAUACCUUCUUGCAGUCAAAUACAGGCUCAGUAUUUCAGGUUAACACUUUCAAUCCUCUCAAAAGAAGCAUCUAACAUAACACAGAAAUGAGUGCUUGCGGAUGGCAACAUAACCCUUGUUAUUGUCGGUGUAACAAAAUGUGUUUUGUAUCUCAAAUAUCCUGAUUAAUAAACAUGCUGUGUGUCUGAUAUCAA